AUUAGGACCUAAAUUUUGAGUUAUUCAUUGUUUAAGAACUGGGUGGAGGGGUCGCGCUUGUUGUUCUGGAGAGUGAACUUGAGGAAGGCACGUUGCGAGUUGCCUUGAGAAUUAAACCCAAAAACGGGACAGGUUUGAAAAUUCAGUCAAUUUGGUGGCAAUUUAGUGUAGAAUUGGGAAAUGGUGUCUUUUUAGGAACCUGGAAGGGGAGAGGGUGGGAUGUUUUUUAUUCCUUCGGGAAUAAAAUAGUCUGAGGAUAGCCUAAACUGUUUGCAUGACAAUGCUCGUGAGGGAGGGAGGUUUGCAUGAAUCGACGAUAAACCCUAGUUGCAAGUGUUUUGUUGUGUGUUUCUAGGGUGGGGGAGACGGUUUUGGAAACGUAGGUGUCACAGAGAAAUACGUAAUAGCAAAAAAUACAUUUGUUCACUUACUUCGUCGCUAGAAUCAAUCCUAAACAACCAAAUAGCAACCAUGUUUCGUACCUUCGACCCACGCUGCACAGCAGUUUCCAAAACUAAUUAACCCUGUGUAGACAAUGGUUUGGUAUGUGAUUGUUGACAGGCAUCAACUAGUAUUGAAGUAGGAGGAGUAUUGUAAACGAAAACAAUACCACGCAAUCUGAUGCUACGUUUUCCAUAAAAAGGGGUCCUCGAAUGCAAAAAAUCAGUUUUCAUGAGAAGUCAUGAGCGAAGUCAAGAUGGACCAGGAAUAUAAUGAAGAUGUGGAGCAGAAAUUUGGGGUGCAGCGUGAUGCAAUGGAAGACGAAGAAGACGAUACGCAGAUCGUAGAAGAUGAGAUCCCCCGCCCCAAAUGGAUUUCUUCGAUGAAAUUGCCGACGAGGAGAAUACGCAGAUCAUGGCAGACGAAAUACUCCAGAUUACGCCAAUUGAGCAGAGGUCGGCAGUCGACUGCGACGAAAGUGUUAAGCCCAAAAAAAAGAAGUCCAAAGCCUCAUCAUUUAUAAUAGCACAAGCAGCACAUGACAGUGCUAUGAGCGACGACGAGGAGGAUGACAGUUGUAACAGCCACCCUAGUUUUAUAACGGACACGGCAAUGUCGCUGGAGGAGCUGCCAGAAACAAGCAUGAUGAACGAGGCUGGUAUCGAGCAUGAAGAAGCCCUUGCCUUUGUCAAAGACCUGCAGGAGAAGCAUAACAUGCAAGUAGACAGUCACUCUGACAGUCCAAAUGAAAGCGACAGCGACGCUGGUAUAAUUUCUGGAGACACUCGAGCACACGAUGACUUCUUUCCUGCUGCAUUUUCCACGCAACCAACGGUGAUGGGGCCACUAGAAUUCGAUUUCAAGAAGCGGGUCUAUGACACACUGCAGUUACCGUGCAGGCUGCAAGGAAACAACAAACGGCCUACGGCUGCGCACCCAAAGGCACACACAUUCAAAAGUUGUGAGCAGUUAAAUGCAAGCAUCCGAUGCUGGAAGCAAGAUUACUCUUGCUUUCUCGACGCAACAAGAGACACUGCUGACGAGCAGUCUGUUGAUGAUGCGAGGAAAUCUCUUAACAAGUGGGAGAUUUUCCUCAAAUCAGGCAAGCCGACAGACCAGAUGGAGCCUCUGGUAACUGGUAUUCUCGAAUAUGAUCAAUGUCUCCAAUGCGCACGGGUAGACCUAUUUGACAAUGUUAUGAUAUGGGGGGCACCAUCUUGGUCAGAUGUAAGUGUCCAGUUAACACACGGAUUUCCACGCCGGCUCAUCAAGGCCAAGCAUGGGGGUUUUACAGAGACAAAUGUCACAUGCACUAGCAAGGUAACAAAUGCGAUGCUUCGGAAAUUUGCCAAGGAAGACGUCUUGUCCCUCUGUUCCCAAGAUGUAAUUGAGAAAACAAGCCUUACAGUCACGGAGCUGGCGUACAGCAGGUUGUCAUCUAUCAACAUCAAACAGGCACUUGGAAGGAGUAAUGUACGUCUUCAGGAAGCUAUGUACCGGUAUGGUAUAGAUUUUCUUAAAUUCAAACCUCUCGGAAAAGAAUCCCUCCGGGAGCUAAGCGAGUUUGUCCAGAAAAGACGUGUAAGCCACUUGCCUUCAAGCGAAGAAGAUGUUAGUGAAGGUGAAGCUGAGGCUGACGAGCAAAGCUCGCAGUUGAUGUCCGAUCGAAUUGUCAAAGAAGUGAUGGGCGAUGGCCGGCCAUUAGAAAAUUCACAAAAUGAAAAACUGCUUACCUCAAAGCUUACUUCCAAGAUGACUCACUUCAAGGAAUCAGCUGAAUCCAAGGGGAAGGCACGGCCAUCGUCUGCAGCGUCAUUGCCUGUAGCUGAAGGUACAAUGCCAGCUACAUCAGGGGAAGCCUCUACAUCAGGGGCAACGGCAUCCACAGCAGCAAAAGCAGCAAUUCCGGAGGAUUCAAAGGCUUCUAAGGUGAUUUCCUUGACUGAGGAAGAGCAGCUACUUGCAAUGCUGAACAAAGCUGCCCGAAUGCUUGGCAUUGACAGGGAUGAUUGGGAGACAUUGCAGAAGUUGCACUUUGAGAAAGCUGCAAGUUUUUUAUCAAAAGUUGGUCCCAACUCUGCAAUCUGCUCAUCGCCUGCCUUCACAUAUAACACCGACAGAACCAGGAUAAACACAGCACUGAUCUCUUACUUGGACUCGCAAAAUAUUAAGGUCUUGUGCAGGUGCACAAGACAGUGUAGGUACACGAAUCCUAAUGAAAGCCAGCCAACCAUCAAAGACAACAUAGGUUCAGCUUGCGAUAUCCCAGACUGUCCGAUGUGUGAUUUGGUUAGUCACGUAAAGUCUCUAUUUAAAACUUGUCCUCAAUUCUUUUCUUUUCAAAUUAGCAUUGCUGCUAUCCUCUGCAAUCUAAGACGCUGCUCGCAAGACAAAGACGCCUGCAGCACAGCAAAACUGGAAAGAUUCGUAUCCGACAGCUUUAACAUAGGUAGAACGAGAUUCUACCAGCUUUGCAAUGUUGGUGAGAUAACCAGAAUAGCCCCGCAGUUAAAAGAUGUGAAUCCUUCCAAACAUAACACGUGUUUUUGGGAGGUCUUUUCAAAUUUGGGAGCUGUGAUAAAAAAACUCGACGAUCCUCAAGGUAAACAGUUUGUGAUGUUGUAUUGGAAGAUUCGGGUGCUUGCCGUGUGUAAACUGUUAAACUAUCCGCUAGAUAUCCUGGAGCAGUGGCUUCUGAAGACAAAGUCUGACUCCAAAGAACUGGAAAAGAUUUUCCAAGAGAAGAAGCUCUUUACUGACAGCCAAGUGGAAAGCUGGAAAGAGGAGAACAUUAUUUUGUAAAAACUCAUUUUAUUAAUUUUCAUAUUAUUAAAUAAUCAUUUGCAAAAAUGACAUUUUAUUAAACAGAACUAAUGGUCGUCAGCAUCACUUAAGCAAGGGUACAUGAACCUAGGGUUUAAGAACUUUCUUGCAGAAAUUUGCCUUUUCAAUUCUGCAAACUUUACACUUCUGUUAAGCCAAGCAAUCUGGUAUAAGCUCAUUUUUGUGGGACGUAACUAAUUAAUUAAGAUGUAUUUUUACCAAAAGAACCAAAAAGGUAACAGAAAAUUGAAUUGUUGAAAUAGAACUAUGUUAAAUAUAUGUUAGAUAUUAUGUUAAAUAUCAGCUGUUAUUAUGAAACAGUUCUUGCUAUAA
Messenger RNA from Rhopilema esculentum, 3597 nucleotides. RefSeq lists its product as uncharacterized. The record is from RefSeq and is a predicted model, not a curated record. Lineage: Eukaryota; Metazoa; Cnidaria; Scyphozoa; Rhizostomeae; Rhizostomatidae.